This is a messenger RNA of Zootermopsis nevadensis, 4604 nucleotides long. It is a transcript of the gene Ask1, whose product is annotated as apoptotic signal-regulating kinase 1. Gene Ontology annotation, biological process: MAPK cascade; protein phosphorylation. NCBI's taxonomy places the organism in Eukaryota, Metazoa, Arthropoda, Insecta, Blattodea, Termopsidae. Gene Ontology annotation, molecular function: protein kinase activity; protein binding; ATP binding. The record is from RefSeq and is a predicted model, not a curated record.
CGCAAGAGGAAGAAGCUUCUACGAUCACAUCCGUUAGUUUCCAGUCCACGUUUACACCGUGCGCGUCUAAUAUGGCUCGCAAACGCCAUGCACACUGCACCUGCAAAAAUAUACAGAGUCGGAGUAUAACAGACAGUGUCGGUAGUCAUAGUGAUACCUCAGGGCAUACUACAGUCACAUCUCAUCAAGUGCAGAGACCAAGAAUGGAUGUUGUGUGUGUCAUUGAUGUGCACCAACCAGAACAUCUGGCUCAUAGGAAACGGGCUUUAGAUGAAGUACGACAAGCCUGUGUUUUGGUGAAUGCCAACAUGAACCACAUCCAGUUUGAGAAACUUGACUUUGGUGAGACUAAUGUGUUGGAUACAUUCUACAAUGCGGAUGUUGCGGUCGUUGAUUUAUCUGUCCAACUUCAACAAAGUGCCUUAUUCUAUCAUCUUGGUGUACGAGAGAGUUUCGGAAUGAAAGAGAAUAUACUUCUGUAUAAUGAUUAUGAUACAGAAGCAACAUUGAGACUGAAGAUAUCAUGCGGCAGCUACACAUUUGUGUCUUACCGGUUAGUGGAAUUCGGAACGUGCGUCACCACAAACCCGACUCCUGUCAGUGUCCCUGGAGUGGAGAAUCCAGUGGACCCCAAACAGCAUCUUACUAUUAAACUGAAGAAGUUGUUGCAAGAUGUUGAGGUGCAGUCGAAGGCACACAUGAAGGAGAAAUUUCUGUCGGACUUGCGCAAGGCAAGAGAGUUGUAUUCUGGUGAUGAGUUAGCGAAGGCUCUUCAUAAUAUGAGGAAACGACUGGACGACCCCAAUGUCUUGUCUGGAGAAGUGGUACUGAAUGUCCUUAUUUCAUUCAGAGAAAUUCAAGAUUAUGAUGCCAUGGUACAGCUGGUUGAUGAUCUGAAAACAAUUCCGAAUAAAAAAAAUUACAUCAGCACACCAGCCAUCAGAUAUCUUUAUGCAUUUGCCUUGAAUAGGCGGAACAAAGAAGGAGACCGGGAAAAUGCUCUCCGCGUAAUUGAAAAAGCACUUGAGAAGAAGGAGAACCACGUUCCUGAUAUGUUGUGUCUGUGUGGACGAAUUUACAAAGACAAGUUUGUGGAAUCGCGCCAUACAGACGAAGACAGUCUCAAAAAUGCAAUUCGCUGGUACCGGAAGGGUUUUGAGGUACAACCCAAUGAAUAUGCUGGUAUUAAUUUGGCGACAUUGCUGGUUAUCGCAGGCAAUGAGUUUUCAAAGUCGGAAGAACUUCAGCAUAUAGGUAUGGUACUGAACAAUUUAAUAGGAAAGAAAGGUAGUUUAUCAUCCCUUCAAGACUACUGGGAUGUUGCUACAUUCUUUGAAAUUAGCGUUCUUGCUGAAGACCAUUCUAAGGCAAUACAGGCAGCAGAAUGUAUGUUCAAAUUGAAACCACCUAAUUGGUACCUGAAAUCAACAAUAGGCAACAUUUCACUGAUAGAUCGCUUUCGCAAGAACGGAGAUUCGGAAGCGUCUCCGGAACAACAAGUGUUUCAGUUUUGGGUUGAGUACUUCGUAGAAGCAACUAAGACUGAAGUUGGGGACUGUAUUCGCUUUCCUAUGCUGGUUUUAGAACCAACAAAAAUCCUCAUGCCUAGCUAUGUUAAUGUGAAUCUAGGGGCUGAAGAGAAAUCAGUUCAGAUUUGGAACUUGUGCUUAGACAGUAUGAAGGGGAGCUGCCGUCAAGUUCACGAUUGGUUGUUCACAGCCAGCAUGAUUCGCAGUGUGAGUUUGUACAAGCGUGAUGAGAGAUGCUUGUUCCUGUAUGUUCACCAAAAUUCAGAUGACUUUCAAAUGUUCCUACCAUCAGCCCAGUAUCGUCAACGAUUCCACAGUCUUAUUCUAGAGAUGACAGCUGAUCAGGAAGGAAUGGUCACGGAUUUGGACUCUGAUCCAUCUACUGAUCAAAUGAAAUUUGAAUAUGAGUUGGAUGACGUGGGGAAGAGGAUUAUCCUGGGGAAAGGCACAUACGGUGUUGUAUAUGCUGCCAGAGAUUUAAAUACUCAAGUUAGGAUUGCUGCCAAGGAGAUUCCAGAGAAAAAUCUUGGUGAUGUUCAGCCAUUACAUGAGGAAAUUAAACUUCAUUCACAGUUGAGGCAUCGAAAUAUUGUUCAGUACCUGGGAUCUGUCUCUGAGGGAGGAUUUUUCAAAAUAUUCAUGGAACAAGUUCCUGGAGGAAGUUUGUCAGCUCUUUUAAGGUCAAAAUGGGGCCCGCUUAAAGAAAACGAGUCUACGAUAUCAUACUAUACAAAACAAAUCCUGGAGGGCUUGAAGUAUCUUCAUGACCAAAAGAUUGUUCACAGGGACAUCAAAGGUGACAAUGUACUAGUAAACACUUACAGUGGAGUUGUGAAAAUUUCUGACUUCGGAACAUCUAAAAGGUUAGCUGGCCUCUGUCCGAGUACAGAAACUUUCACUGGAACAUUGCAGUACAUGGCUCCAGAAGUGAUUGACAAAGGCCAGAGAGGUUAUGGUGCUCCUGCUGAUAUUUGGUCACUUGGUUGUACAGUUGUGGAGAUGGCAACAGGAAAACCUCCAUUUAUUGAGCUUGGAUCUCCACAAGCAGCAGUCUUCAAAGUGGGCUAUUAUAAAAUCCAUCCUGAAAUUCCAACAGAGCUUUCGGAGAAGGCCAAAAGUUUCAUUUUGUGUUGCUUUGAACCAGACGCAGACAAAAGAGCAACUGCAGCAGAGCUGCUGGAGGACACCUUUUUAACAGAGAAGAAGAAGUCGUCGCGGCUUGCAGCCCCUCAGGAGUUUAAUCGUAGUAUUUCUGUGCCUGCAGACAGAGUGGGAGGGCGAUAUGAUAGGACUAACAAUCAUGCUACUUGUCACGGACUGAACUCUCCAGACGAUACUAGUGCAGGCUUCAAUACUAAGUCGAACCCUGUGAGUGCACGGGGCCCCUCUCUGCUCUCUCCCAUCAGCAUGCCUGCAGCUCUGUCCUUUUCCAGCUUAACAACUACCUGUGAGACAGAGCCAGAAACGCCCAGUAUUACAAGACGGAGUUCCUCUGGCGGUCUUCUGUCACCCGAGGUGGAUCUGAGCCCAGGGGCCAAAGGACCAGGUGGAGCUCCUGUGCUGGGAGAGGCAGCGGAACAUGACGGCUUCUAUCUGCUGAAGAAGGACUCUCAGCGGCGAAUGACCCUUUCAAGGGUCCUUAGUCAGGAUGAACAUAAAAUUUGUGAGGUGUGGAUGAAGAACAUUUAUCGAGACGUUGGCGAAACGGUCCUUACAAUGUCACAUCUGGAGAUUGUGAUGAGAGGAAUGAGGGACUAUAUUUCUGAUCAGAAUCGGGAAGUGAUCGAAAGUGCUAUCCACACACUGAAGGAGGAGCUCGACUUUGAUGCAGCUGCUAUUAGCCAGCUCCACUUCGCUAUCUACCUCUUCCAAGAAUCUGUAAAUGUUGUAUUACGACUUCACAGCAUCAAACCUCAUUGGAUGUUUGCGUUGGACAAUCUGGUCCGAAAUGCUGUUCAGGCAGCUAUCACUGUAUUAUCUCCUGAGCUUGGAGCACACUUGGGGGGACAGGAUAAUCCUGAUGGACCCCCAGGGGAACCAACAGAGGAGGAUUCCAAAUCUGGAGUUUCAACUGUAAACUCAAAUAAAUCACAGAAGACUGUUGACAGCUUUCUUAGUUCAGCCAAGUUUCGGUUGGAAUACAGGGAACAGAUGGGCACUGUGAAAGCCGAAAACAUGAGGUUACUUCAGGAACUUCUCGACAGCCAGCGUACCUACCAAGCUCUCCUGAAGCAAGGUCUUGAAGAACACAAACUUCAGAUCCAAGUGUUAGUUCAGAUGAUGCAACAGCUAAAUUUGGUAGCUGGUGGAAUGAAGUCCCACACAGACUUAGGUUACAGUUCCCAGCAGUCUGCGUGCUCCACAAAUGAAGGCGCAUAUCCUGGAGGCCUCCUUCCACACAUCAGCAUUACCGACAGCUCAGCCGAUCCUAAGCUUAUCGAGUGGCUCCGAAGUCUGCAUCUUGAUCAGGGCUCUAUUGAUAAGUUCCUGUUUGAAGAAUACUGCCUUGAUGAUGUUUUGUUGUACCUUACUCGUGAGGAUCUCCGAAGAUUGUAUCUCAGGGGUGGAGUUGAACUCCGGGUGUGGAAAGCCGUACUGAAGUGGCGACGAGAGCACCGCCCACCUUCAAACUCUGAUCAUGCAGGAAAGAAUCACAGGGAAGGCAAUUGUAGCGAGAACUCUGGCCCAACAAACAGCCUCAAAGCUGGAAAUUCCACCCUCAACGUUGCAUACAACAACGGCCUACAGCAAACUACGAAGUGAAUAACUUCUACGGAUCCCCAAAAUACAUUCUUUCCUUCGUCGCCUUCACACAGACCAUGGGAACCGGGUGAUGGCAGUGUUUCGUGUGAUGGAGAGGAAAAUGCCGCUGACUAAUUCAAGAAACGAUGCCAUGGCUUUGUGAACACUGCGUUCACAGUGGAGACUUCAGACGUCAGAUUACAUGUAUCUAAGUGCAGUUCUAAAGUUUCAAAUUUGACUCGUUUAGAUAUAUUAAUGUAUAUACUGAAUACACUGCGUUGUAGGGAUUCAGCAGCUUUUAAUUUCAUUAAAAAUAUAUUUUUCACGCUUUCA